UGACCUUAUUAAGCGACCAGUACUUAAAACAAAAACAAAAAAAAUAAAUAAAACUAUAUAUAAUUAUUAUAAAUGUACUAAGUUCUAAGUUCUAAAAAUUAAAAUAAUAAAAAAAAUUGUAAAAUAAAUAAAAAAUAAAAGAACGAAAAAAAACAAUUGCAUGAAUUUUUUUGUACAUCCCCUCCAGUGUUUAACAGAAAAAAAACUAAAUAUGAUUUUUUUAAAUUUAAUAUGAUUUCUUUAAUGUAUAAAACUCUAAGUCCAAUGUAAUACUACAUCAAUUUGUUUUGUUAUACCAGAGAACAAAGAAAGUAAUAUUUUUGCAUAAGUCGAACAAUGGAAUCUUUCGAUUGUAUAUCAAGUGAUUCCGAAGAAGGACUGCUGGACGAAAUCAUAGUUGGCUGUAAUUAUCAAACCAAACACAUGAUGCAACGCCUCAAAUACCAACAACAUCAACAUCAAAUGCUCCAACAGCAGUAUCAGCAUCAGCAGCAACAUUCAGCCUCCCAGCCAUCCCUGGCCAUUGGCUAUUAUCAUAGCCAACCGUAUUUGUGUCAUAAGUCAUCGUAUGAUCCAAUGGAAUCACCCAUCCACUAUUGUGAUAAUACCACACAGAUGGAUGAGCAGCAAGCGAGUCCGGAGCAGGUCAAGGAAAACAAUAGGCAAAAUGGCGAAGCACAGUCGGAGCAAAGGUAUCAUCAAUAUCCGGUCAUGAUACGUUGCAGUUCCACCACCGAGAGUGAACUGAAUCUAAAAAUGGCUAAUGGUCAUAUGGGUAAUGCGAAUCGUGGAAGUAUUUGCUCCUCAGAAAGUACCACCAGUGUGACGGGAACUACCAUAAUGUCGCAUGAAGAUACAGAUCAAUCAUCCAUUACCACCCAGCUGGAGGUUUUCGAUUAUGAGUCGCAUAAUUUGAAAGAGAAUUUGAGUUUGAACAAUCUGACUGUGGCCCAUAGCCAGGCGGGAACGGGAGCGGGAACUUCAUCUUCCAACGCCCAUAGUGUGGCCAAUGCCAUUGGAGCCUCAUCAUCAUCGGCAGCGGCCAUAGCAGCCGCAGCGGCCUUGGGUCCAUCCUUCAACCACCAAUUGACCGCCGACAUGUGUAAUUUUAAGAACUCCAAGAGUCGUCGUUUGGAAUACUCGCUGAAAUGCCUAAAAUAUGGACGUAGCAAUCCUUCACAGGAUUCAGCAUUUGGUUCCCUAACCGAUAAUGAUCUUUCAACGGGAUCCUCCUUUCGUUUGAGCAGUUUCCAAUCAAUUUCAUCACCCAUAGAUGAGGGUGUGGAAGAUGUUAUAAUUGCCACAACAACAGCGGGUCUGGAGACCUGUUUGGAGUUGGCCACCGUUCCACGUAACAUGGUGUCACAGGAUUCGGCCAUAUCAUCUCCCUGUCGGGAAUCUUCUCCCAAUAAUUUUCUACACAUUGAGGAUGGUUCGUGUUCGGGUGCCUCUAGUUCUUCGGGAUCCACGGGUAACCUGAGACCUCAACACUUUCCGGUGUCGUUGUCACCGAAAAUUUUGGUCACAGCCACCACAAAUUCCAGCAACUCCAGCUUGGCCUCGACAUCGGGAUCGCAACAACAACAAUCGCAGCAGCAACAACAACAACAAAAUCCCACACAACAACAGUUUGAUCCCCCAAAAAUCCUGGUAAAUGAUCAAAAUUCCAUAUACACCACAUCACCCUCCAAGAAAUCGGGUACCAUUGAGGUAUUCUCCCAGAAAUAUCGGGUUAGCUCCUUUGAGGAUAUGUCCCCAGCAAAGCGCAGCAGUUCCAGUGACAAGCAACAUUUGAAAAAUGUUAAUCGUCUGGCUUUUCGUUCGCUGGAAGAGGAACGACGCAUUGAUAACGCCUUUAUGCCCAUUACCGAUCGGGUGCACUCCGACAAUCGGGUCAAUGUCCACAGUGAGAAGUACAAGAAAUUGACCCAUGCCUCAUUUCGCAUUAGCAAGACCUCCAGCCAGGUGACCAUGUAUGACACAUCGCCGGGCCAGAUGAUAACCUCCUCGCCUGGUAGCUCUACCAUGCUGGCCCAAUGUGGCCAAUCUCUGGAGUUGCAAAGACCAGCCACUGUGGUGGGUUCAUCCAGCUCCCGCCAAACCAUGUGGCGUGACAGCAAAUUCUAUCGUAAAAAUCGCAUUGCCAAGUCGAAUGAUUCCCUGCUGGAAACCUCGCCCAAUCACUCGGCCCGUCUGUCACCCUCUUCGCUGAGAGACAAUCACUAUGACAGCUCAUCCUCGUACGGCAGCCGAAGCCACAGUCGACAAUCAUUGAAUCGUGGCGGUUCCAUUAAUGAAAUAAUGGGAUCCAACCACACCCUCGGUCCGGAGAUAACAGUUACCACCAGUUUUUGCAAUCAAACCAAUUCCGCGUCAUCGCAGCACAGCAACAGUCGCCGUUACUGCAGCUCCAAGAGUGAAGAUCUCGGUGAUUCCAAUGAUUAUUUGCGCGUGAUGGAUGCUCGCAAAUCCUAUUCCGAGAGGCAUUUGGUGACCUUCGAAACGACUCUAAAACAGACAGCCAUCAAUAAUACCAUGCCGCUGGAUGGUAGUGAUCCAUACUAUCAGUCCGAGGAUGAUUUGAGUUUCAAAGAAGACAAUAAUGGUUACGGCGGGGCGGGAAAAUAUCAGAAUCAAAAUAUUCCACCACCGCUCCAGCCUCAAAGGCCACGUCAUUAUCAGCAAGGCAGUAAGACGCAUGCAGCCACUCACAAAUACAACAGCUACGACUAUCAUUAUCACCAGGCCUCCAAUUCGAAACAGCAGCAGGCAUCCUCUUCGUCUUCCUCGGCCAUCUCAUCGUUGACCAAGUCCGGAGGCAAUGGCAACACUGCUAAGCGUUCCCACCCAAAUCAGCUAAGCUGGAGCACAUGUUCAAUAAAUCGCCUAAAAACGACCAAUAUUAAGACCACCUCGUUGGCCACGUUACCCAACUGUCAACUGUCAGCGAAUUUAAGCAGUUCCUCGAGGGCUGCAACCGCCUACAAUUUAAGUCCACAGCAUCAGGGCCAGGCAUCGGCAUCAUAUCACUAUCAUCAACAUCGUUCACCCUCGCCAAAGCUGGCCUCGACAUCGGCCUCAACCUCGCCCACACCAUCAUCUUCGUCCACGAAUACCAACACCAAUUCCCAUCACCUAGAUACCACCAAGUCACCCAAGAAGUCCUCUUCACGCAAUCCCCUUGUGUUCAAGUCGUUAAACAACUCCUCCGGUUCCUCCAUUAAUGCAACAGCUGGGCCCGCUGGCGGAGGUGGUGAUACCAGCAGUGACAAUGGCAGUCAUAAUUUAAGCUUUGGCCCCAACACCUCCUCCUCCUCCUCGCCCGAUGAGUCGCCCACACAUCGUUCAAUCAGUGGCAUUGAGCUGGCCAAGAUCUUUUCAAUGGAUUCGAAGAGUGGUUCCAACAAUUGCAGUGAAGAGAAAACACCAUUACUGGAUAGUGUGGAAAUGUCACCUAUUAGCCCCACGGGUCCCGAGGAGGAGGACGACGACGAGAAAGAUGGUGAUCAUACUGAUUCCAACAGUCGUGCUGAAGCUGCCGCCACCGGCUCUCCCAAAGACACCAAAUAGAAUUCUCCCCCAGAAAAAAAAAACAAAAGAAAUUGUGAUAAAAAAUAUUAUUAAAACGAAUGGCAAAUUGCAUAAAAUGUAAUGCGAUAAGAAAAUGAGAGCAAAGCAAAAUGGAAACCAAAGUUCUUUAGCAAAUGAAAAAAAAAAUAAAUAGAAAUCCCAAUAAUAUUCAGUUAAGUAGUUGAGAAAUUUUAAUCCAAUUCCAUGGUAGAAGUUUAGGACAAAAUAAAAGCGAAAACAAAGUUGACUAGUGAAAAAACCACAACAAAAUAAAAACAAAAACAACACGAUAAUGCUUUCAAUCAAUUUAUGAUUAAGGUAGGGAUAUUUUAUGGAAGGGUGAAGGAAGGGGAAGGGAGAAAGAGGAUAAGUGAGAGAGAGAGAGUUCCACAUGUUAUUCGAAUAAUUUAAAUCAUAGCACUCAUUUUCACUCCGGAGCGAAAUUUACUCGAGUCUACUCUUAUUUACAGAGUCUACUCUUCGCUUCUUUGUUUUGUGCGGCAGCGCUCUCGGGAGGUACCGUUACAUGGGUGCUAUACAUAAACGUGGACCUGCAUACGAAAUUUUUUUGUCAUUGGCUGUAGUACUCAUUACGAACUUCAAAUACCAAAUUUGAAACAAUUCCGGUGAAUAAUGUCGCUAAAAUCAUCAAAAUACCGAAUAUCGGGAGGUACCGUGGGGGCUAUACGAAGACGUGGACCUACAUUGCCCAUUUUCAAUACCAAAAGUCCUGCAGACAUAAUAUACAUUAGAGUAAAUAUUUAUCAAUUUACUUCAUUUCGUUCGGAAGCUAGAGUGAUUUCCACAGACGGAUAGACAGACGGGCAUCGCUAAAUCGACAUAGAACUUCAUGCUAAUCAAGAAUAUGUACACUUUAUGGGGUCUAAAAUGUAAAUUACGAGGUGUUACAAACGGAAUGACAAACUUAAUCUACCCUCCAUACUAUGGUGGAGGAGGAGGUUUUUUUUAAUAUUUAUGAGUUUUUGGCGUUUAGAUAAGACUUAGACUUUUGACGCUUCUAAGACCUGUAGUAGAAUUUAAUGAAAAAAAAUUUUGAAGAAUAUUUUGACUUCCUAGGACUCCGUUUAGAGGGAGUUUUUAAACAUAUUUUGGAAAAAGGACCAAAAAGACCCUCUUUCUUGAUUUUGACGCUUUAGUGUUAAAGAAUCCAAAAAUACCAAUAUAAUUCUCGUGUUUUUAUCUGCAAUAUUGCCAAAGACACUAUAUACCUAAAUCAAACGGAUUCCAAGGAAUUUUAAUGUGAAAAUUUCAAAAAAUGUCCGGGAGAGGGCAACUUACUCCUUCUAUUUAGAUUAUUAUUAAAAAAUUCAAUUUUGUCGAAUAGUGUUAUAACAAAAGCUGUUUGUUUUAUUUUCUCUUCUACGUUUGUAGUCCCUCUCCCUCUCUCUCUCUCUCUCUCUCUUCGCUCUUUCUCUAACCAUAAAGAAGUCUAAUGAAGCAAAGUGAAGUAGCCGUAAAAAAAUGUAAUUUUAAGUAUUAAACAAAGCUUUCUGCAAAAACAAUAAUUUCUCUAUUAAAAAAAAAAACA
Molecule: messenger RNA, 5119 nt
Organism: Musca domestica (house fly)
Lineage: Eukaryota; Metazoa; Arthropoda; Insecta; Diptera; Muscidae
Product: rho GTPase-activating protein gacF-like
Exons: 2
Coding region: 337-3570 (1077 amino acids)
Source: RefSeq, a predicted model, not a curated record